Dreissena polymorpha is the source of this 4320-nucleotide messenger RNA. Its product is annotated as cysteine protease ATG4D-like. The record is from RefSeq and is a predicted model, not a curated record. NCBI's taxonomy places the organism in Eukaryota, Metazoa, Mollusca, Bivalvia, Myida, Dreissenidae. The coding region runs from base 320 to 781 and encodes 153 amino acids. The transcript is spliced from 5 exons. Gene Ontology annotation, molecular function: protein-phosphatidylethanolamide deconjugating activity.
UGUUCUAUUUCUUCAGCUUGAAUUGACAAAAUUUGAUUAAACUUAGGAUAUAACAAGCCUGCAUUGAAACAGAGCUGUGGUUUGAUACGAGUCAGUUAAAAUUUACGAAGGUGAUAUCGAACUUUUGUGCAGUACGCGACACAGGAACCUAACGACUUCCAGUGAAUCCUCGCCAGGUGUUCAAAGUCGGAACGGCGAAUCAAGCUCACAAUUUGACUUUAAAAACAAACCCUGGAGCCGAUCUGUGAUAAUCCUAAUUCCCGUCAGACUGGGUGGGGAGCACUUUAAUCCAGUGUACGCGGAGUGUGUUAAAAAUCUCAUGGCCCAGGAAUGCUGCCUAGGGCUGAUUGGAGGGAAGCCAAAACAUUCCCUGUACUUCAUUGGCUGGCAAGAUGACAAGCUGAUCCACUUAGAUCCCCACUUCUGCCAGGACUAUGUGGAUAUGCUGAAAAGAGGCUUCAAAAUUGAGUCAUAUCACUGUUUCACGCCGCGUAAGAUCUCCCUGAGAAAGAUUGACCCUAGCGCCACUGUGGGGUUCUACUGUCGCACUCGAGAGGAGUUCCACAAGUUUAAACAGUACACUCAGCAGAUGGUGGCCCCCAAUAAAUUUGGUGCAGUGUAUCCUAUGUUCGUUUUCAAUGAGGGCAAAGGUUCGGACCUGGAUAUAAAUGACAUGAGCUUAAGUAUGGAGAAAUCUGUGAGAAUACGGAGAGUGGUCCUUGACAAAUAUGGCCGUGUACGGUCGUCAACAGUGGAUUCUGAGGAGUUUGUUGUUUUGUGAUAGAUGGAAGAUUGAUAUCAAUGACGACAGUGGACUCCGAGAAGAUGUUGUAUUGUGAUAGAUAGAAGAUUGAUAUCUAUGAUAGUAUGAACUGUAUAAAUGAUGCAAAGCUGUUUUUAGGCAUAUGUUAUAUAAGGCAAGAGUUAUAUUAGAACACAUUUGCUACUCUGUUUUCUUAACUGUAUAUUGCUCUAUUUGGUAUUAGUGAUGUGAUCAGGCCCCCUACCAUUGAAUUUAAUAUUUUCAUCUUAUUACAAGUAAGUUAUGUUUAAAUAUCAAUCCAUGUUUUAUAAGCUGGACUUUUGACAAAAUGGUAGCUAUUUAAUUUACUCCAGUGGCAGUGCCAGCUUUGGUGUCUGAGCUAGGUUUUGGAUCAGUUAGUAUUUCAGGAAUAGCUUUAGAGAUUUUAUUGAAACUAAUAACACGUAUUUCCAAUAUUAAAAUUAUCCAACCACCAAGGUUUUGGAACUCUGGUUUGAUAUGUUUUAAAAUAAGGGGCAAUUUUACACUUAGAAAAUCGUAUAUGUUCAAAACCGGCAUAUUUUUUUGACAGCUAGUUUUCCUAGAAAUGCCUUGAAGGAUAUUAUUCAAACUUAUAAAAUUUGUUCCUGAUAUUUGAUUGACUCCGUAGGCCUUGUUUGGCAACUGUAGUUUGAAAUAUGUCAUAAUUAAGGGCCCUUUUACAAUUUUGAAAUUUUGCAUAUCAACUGUACAAACAGUUUACAGCUAAUCAAACUUAGAUACUGCCAUCAAACUUCAUAUGUGGAUACCUUGUAUCAUGCGCGCCCCCCCCCCCCCCCCUCCUUCCUGUGAUUGGGUAUGGGAAGGAUGAAGUCAAGGUCACUGUAUACUUAACAAUAAAUAAAUUGAUUCCCCUGAAUUUCUUUAUAAAAAAAAAUGAGUUAUUUUAAAUAUACUUCAUAUUAAGUGUGUGGAGUCAAGGUCAAUUUGAGUAGAUAUUGACAAAUGUUUCUUAACAACCUACAAUUUGAACCGUACAUGUAUACAUGGAUUCCCUAUAUUCAGGGAUUGAACAUGGAAUCAAGGUCAAGGUCUAUGUUACUUCAUACAGAAAAAAAGGUUUGGGCUUAACAUCUUGAGAACAAAUUCAGUGUUGGUGAUGCAAGCAUAUAUACAUUGUACACUAACUUUAUUUUUGUUUGCAUACAGGGCAUAUUGGGUCAAGUUCACUGUUGGUAAAUGUAGAAAAAUGGUUGCCACUCAAAAUCAAGCUUUAUUUGUUUAGUAUGAUAUUUUGCAAUUACAAACAUACUUUAUGCCUAAAAGAACUAAACUUCUACAUGUAUAAACAAAAUUCAGUGAACACUCCACCACUUAGCAACUUAUUUUGACACAUUUGUAGUCCCUCAGACUAUGUUCAAGUGUUAAAGGCUUCAUUUUCAAUCCCAUGUAUACUGAUGAGCAGCAAACAGCAUUAAACCUGAACAGACUGUGAGUUACUCGCAGGCUGUUCUGGUUCUAUGCUGUUUGCACAUAGACAUUUUCUCUUUGCUCCUGAGUGGGAAAGGGUUAAGAAAAAAGUGCCAAAGACUCUGACAAUAACAAGAAAAGGCAAGCAGGUUUUCCUUCUAUAGCUCUUGUAACAGAAGAUGUUUAUUUUAUCAAGAUGUUGGGGAUCCGUGACAAAAAAACAAGGUCUCACUCUGGACAAAGUUACUGGUAGGAAGUUUUGAAAAUUGUAGAUCAUAAUGUGCCUGAUGUGGUGUUUUUAUGCCCCUUAUUUAAGGUUCAUUAAUUUCGUUAAGGCAUAACUUUAACUUGUUGAAAUUCAUGUAUGGUUGAUAAGAGACUACCCUUAUGCACUCACACAAGCUAAUGAUAUUAAUUGUAUUUUUUUGGGAGUGCGGGGGUUGUUUGGCAGAUAUGUAUUUUAUUGCAACGUAAAACAUGGACAUAAGGGCAAGCCCUGCUAUUUAAAUUUUUAAAAUAAACCUUUUUUUGCCCCUUUGAAUGUUUGAUAAAAAUCUAAGUACAUUUGUAUUAAAACGAAAUGAAUAUAAUUUCUUUACAAAAAUGCAAUUUAUUGUUUGUUUGAGUUCAGAAUAUCAGUCGGAUACUUAAGAAUAUUAUGAUUGCCAAUAAAUACCAUACUUGUGUCAUACAUACAUGUAUCAUGAAAAUUGAAGAUUUAUUUAAGACACGCUGUGGGAAAACAGGGCUUAAUGAUUGUGUGUAAAGUAACGGCCCAGAAAAGCCUGUGCAGUGCACACGGCUAAUUAGGGACGACUUUUUUCAGCAGUUAUGGAAUUUUUCAUUUACAGCAAGUUUGUUGUGAACAAAAAUCUGUUCUAGUCGGAAAGUGUCAUCCCUGAUUAGCCUAUGCGAACUGCACAAGCUAAUAUGGGACAACACUUUACGGCCAUGCAUUAACUGCACAAGCUAAUAUGGGACAACACUUUACGGCAAUGCAUUAACUGCACAAGCUAAUAUGGGACAACACUUUACGGCCAUGCAUUAACUGCACAAGCUAAUAUGGGACAACACUUUAUGGCCAUGCAUUAAACUGCACAAGCUAAUAUGGGACAACACUUUACGGCCAUGAAUUAAACUGCGCAAGCUAAUAUGGGACAACACUUUACGGCCAUGCAUUAACUGCACAAGCUAAUAUGGGACAACACUUUAUGGCCAUGCAUUAAACUGCACAAGCUAAUAUGGGACAACACUUUACGGCCAUGAAUUAAACUGCACAAGCUAAUAUGGGACAACACUUUACGGCCAUGCAUUAAACUGCGCAAGCUAAUAUGGGACAACACUUUACGGCAAUGCAUUAACUGCACAAGCUAAUAUGGGACAACACUUUACGGCCAUGCAUUAAACUGCACAAGCUUAUAUGGGACAACACUUUACGGCCAUGCAUUAAACUAGGUUUUAUCAGAACAAGGAUGACAUGUUUGUUUGUCUUUUCAUUUAAAUUGCAGAAGCAGGGUGAUCAUUACUUAUUCUUUCUUGAUCUACUGAUAAGCAAUACAAAUCGUAAUCAUUAACAUUAAUAAUUCAUAAAGAGGUUCCACAUCUAAGUCCAAGAACAAUUAUCAAAUCUUUUAAAAAUCAAAAUUGUAUUAGAAUAAUCAUCAUUCAUCAGAUAAUUAAGAGUUUUUCUUCUGUCGUGUGCUUCAAGAACCCGGACGUGCACUCUCGUGGUUACAUCGCUACCAUUAGACAUCACGACUAAUGUUUCAUAACUGAUGAUCAAUCUUAAAUGGAAAAGCAUUUCUUCAUUGUGCAUGCAUCAUCGCAUGUAUUUUAAAUGUGUUUUUAGAAACUUGUAUAAAAUAACCACCGAUAGUUGUAUUUUUUUUAUAUUUUAUUUAAUACUUAUAGUCAGAAAAUGUAAACUUUCAUUCCUUUCUGACUAGCACACGCCUUUUUGUGAAAAGAUUGUAUACACCACACAUUCAUUUUUAUUUAUUAUUGUUAUGCUGAAAAUAUUUGUUUGAAGCAGUAAAUGUUACAUAUUUUAUUAUGCGAGAAAAUCGCUUCACAUGCGUACCUUGACAUGACAAUAAAUUCUAAAUGGA